Molecule: messenger RNA, 1518 nt
Organism: Aspergillus wentii DTO 134E9
Lineage: Eukaryota; Fungi; Ascomycota; Eurotiomycetes; Eurotiales; Aspergillaceae
Product: putative proline-rich, actin-associated protein Vrp1
Exons: 2
Coding region: 369-1412 (347 amino acids)
Source: RefSeq, a predicted model, not a curated record
CGCCCUGACGUCUUCUCCCCUAUACCUCCCACCCAUGUCAGAUUGGCUUUUUCACAAUUCUCUUUCUUGUCUUAUCCUCACUUCUUGUAUAACAUCGCCAGAGUCCUACUUUAAAGAGCAUGCCGCCUCCACCUCCACCUCCCCCGCCGCCCGGCGGGAUUGGAGGCCCUCCUCCCCCUCCCCCUCCAGCAAGCCUGCCUGCUAGACCCUCGAAAGGAGAGGUGAAAGACCGGGGCGCACUUCUAUCAGAUAUCAAUAAAGGCACUCGCUUGAAGAAGGCCGUUACCAAUGACAGAUCGGCACCGGUACUCUCAAAAGAAGGAAAUAAAUCAAGUGGUCCUGUUGCAGGCGCACCACCUGUUCCUACGAUGGCUAGACCAACAGGACUUGCGCCACCGGUUCCUUCGGGACAAGCAGCGAACAGACUACGAAGCAACAGUGGAGGAGGCUCGGGGGCUGAUAGUGCAGCAAGUGCUCCGGCGGCCCCGCAACUAGGUGGUCUUUUUGCAGGAGGAAUGCCUAAACUGCGCAGUCGUGGUGGCGUUGAUACUGGAGCCAAUCGAGAUUCCUCGUAUCGAUCAGAAUCGGAGGCUAGUACUCCUGUCGCAGCUGCGCCGAAACCUCCAGGGGUUCGUCCACCUCCACGGCCACCCUCUACAGAUCCUCCAGCAAACCCGUUAGUCGCCAAUCUUCGAAAACCACCCCCGCGACCAGCUUCAAGACCGUCAUCGUCUGCAUCUUCCGCCCCGCCUCCGCGCGCACCUCCUCCGUUGCCUGGAUCUUCAAAACCUCCACCCCCUCCAGUGUCAUCCAGGAAGCCCUCUGCUCCAGCCCCGCCGCCUCCGCCUUCCGCCAGCCCAGCUGCGCCUCCUCCACCUCCACCUUCAGUUUCCGCUCCUCGACCUCCUCCCCCCGCCCCUGCGCGAUCAACCCCUCCACCCCCUCCUGCGGCAUCUGCACCGCAACCUCCCAAUGGAGUAGGGGCCGCCUCGAUAGCAGUGCAAGCUGCUAGAAAUGCACUUGGACAGAAUAACCAGACACCGUCGGCUCCCCCGCCGCCUCCGCCCGCUGCAUCAGCUCCCUCAGCACCACCACCGCCACCUCCAGUCUCUCCACCUGCGGCUCCUGCUCCUCAGGCCGCCCCAACACCUCCACGUCCAAGCCCAUAUGAUCAUCACCCAGAUCGUUCUACGCUGGAUCCGAGCUCUUACACCCUCAGUAACGGCGGGCCGUCACCGGGAUCAAGCCCUCGGAGUCCAGGUAUGGGUGCGGCACAAGUAAAUGAUAGCCGGUUCAAGUUCCAAAACGAAUCACUACUUCCCAAGCCACGGCCGUUCGUGGGAGGUGUCAAGAGAUACCGUGCUGGUCGAGGCAGCAGCGUGCCCUUGGACUUGAGUUCCUUGGGCGGUUAGCUGAUGGUGACAGGAGCAAGCCGGUGGGUUGUCAUGUCUAUUCAUCUUGGUAGUUUCAAUAUUGUUUAUAGCAUGUCAAUCCACUUUCAAAUGAGAACUUUGUGUU